GAGAGCUGAUCUCAGUGCAAAGCGUACACACCAACGCACACCCUCCUUUCAGGUUUUUUUGCGAGGGACACCUGCGUUGCCUAUUACCAGGGAGCGCACUGCAUCCUUCCCCCCUUCUAGGCAGUAGAGACCUGCCCUCACAUUCAGUUGGGCUUCAGUUGCUGCCGUGGCUCGGCCGAUGGACAGCGCUGCCAAGAGACGUUGAUUGUUCUCUGUGGAAGAAGAGCCAUUUGAAUGAAAUCGCUUUUGACGAGCCUUCUCUAAGCCAAGUGGGAAGAGAGGAGGUCUGAACGCUGAGCUCUGAGGGCAUCACCGCUCCUGGUCAGUGGAGCUCCCAGAGUGCAAAGUAAAGAAUAGGGCUUAUCUGACAGGUCUGUUGAAUUUUGUGUGUCGGCGGUAAAUCACAACAAGCCACGAUGGAAGAGGACAUGGAUGAGGGACAGUCAUCAAAAGGGUGUUUUGAGUGUUGCAUCAAAUGCCUGGGGGGUAUCCCGUACCCGUCGCUGAUCGCCACCAUCCUGCUUUAUGCGGGCGUGGCCCUCUUCUGCGGUUGCGGGCACGAGGCGCUCUCGGGCACCGUUACCAUCUUGCAGAACUACUUUGAGGUGGUGCGGGGACCCAUGGACUCUCUGGAUGUCUUCACUAUGAUUGAUAUCAUUAAGUAUGUGAUUUACGGUAUUGCAUCUGCCUUCUUCGUGUAUGGAAUUCUGCUGAUGGUGGAAGGGUUCUUCACCACUGGGGCCAUCAGAGAUCUGUAUGGAGAUUUUAAGAUCACCACCUGUGGCCGCUGUGUUAGUGCCUGGUUCAUCAUGCUGACCUACAUCUUCAUGCUGGCCUGGCUGGGAGUGACGGCCUUCACCUCCCUGCCUGUCUUCAUGUACUUCAACAUCUGGUCAAUCUGCCAGAACACCACUGUCGUUGAAAGUGCCAACCUGUGUUUAGACCUCCGCCAGUUUGGAAUUGUACCUAUUGGGGAGGAGAAGAAGGUUUGUACGGGAUCAGAGAAAUUUUUCAAGAUGUGUGAGUCUAAUGAGCUGGACCUGACGUUCCACCUGUUUGUCUGCGCCCUGGCUGGAGCUGGAGCAGCGGUUAUUGCCAUGAUUCAUUACUUGAUGGUGCUCUCGUCCAACUGGGCCUACGUGAAGGAUGCCUGCAAGAUGCAGAAGUAUGAGGACAUCAAAUCCAAGGAGGAGCAAGAGCUUCACGACAUCCAUUCCACCCGUUCCAAAGAACGCCUCAAUGCCUACACAUAAAGCACCGGCACGUGCUUCGCUUCGGCCCCACUUCCUUUCCUGGGGGGCAGGGUUCCUCACCCAUAAUGUCCCUUUUGGGUGUCACAGACAGGCGGCUGGGGGGAAGCUUCCCCCCAGCAGCUUUUCUGGUGAUCCCCCCUUUACCUCUUCCUGGGACUGGAGUCAUUUCCCCACAUUUUGUCUACUGCUUCCUUUCUUUAUCUUCAGAUUCCAAUAUUUCUUUUUUA
Molecule: messenger RNA, 1480 nt
Organism: Scleropages formosus (Asian bonytongue)
Lineage: Eukaryota; Metazoa; Chordata; Actinopteri; Osteoglossiformes; Osteoglossidae
Product: neuronal membrane glycoprotein M6-a-like
Exons: 7
Coding region: 417-1253 (278 amino acids)
Biological process (GO): neuron projection development
Cellular component (GO): axonal growth cone; filopodium; neuronal cell body
Source: RefSeq, a predicted model, not a curated record